UGCGAGCAGGAAGUGUCCGAGCGGCGGGCGGAGACUGCACGAUGGCCCCGGACCCCUGGUUCUCCACAUACGAUUCUACUUGUCAAAUUGCCCAGGAGAUUGCUGAGAAAAUUCAACAGCGAAAUCAGUAUGAAAGGAAAGGUGAAAAGACAUCCAAGCUUACCGUGACAAUCAGAGCUUUGUUGCAGAAUCUGAAGGAAAAGAUCGCCCUUUUGAAGGACUUAUUGCUAAGAGCUGUGUCAACACAUCAGAUAACACAACUUGAAGGGGAUCGAAGACAGAACCUAUUGGAUGACCUUGUAACUCGAGAGAGACUACUUCUGGCAUCCUUUAAGAAUGAGGGUGCAGAACCAGAUAUAAUCAGGUCCAGCCUGAUGAGUGAAGAAGCUAAGAGAGGAGCACCCAACCCUUGGCUCUUUGAGGAACCUGAGGAGACCAGAGGCUUGGGUUUUGAUGAAAUCCGACAACAGCAGCAGCAGAUUAUCCAAGAACAAGAUGCAGGCCUUGAUGCCCUUUCCUCUAUCAUAAGUCGCCAAAAACAAAUGGGGCAGGAAAUUGGGAAUGAAUUGGAUGAACAAAAUGAGAUAAUUGAUGACCUUGCCAACCUGGUGGAGAACACAGAUGAAAAACUUCUCACUGAAACCAGGCGGGUGAACCUGGUGGAUAGAAAGUCAACUUCUUGUGGCUGAAAAAUUCUUUCAUCCCUUCAUGUGCCUUCAGGGACCAGACAGGAGACCUUCAUGAAUGACGUGGGCAACUGUGAUUAUCUCCAGUGGCAAGCUACACAGUAAACAGCAGAUUUCUACCAAGUGGGAAUGUAAGCGGAGAAUUGCCAGAUCAUCUGUUUGUUUAUUUUUUUAAGAGAAGCCUAAAAUCUGGAUCUUUAAGUGAAA
Messenger RNA from Cynocephalus volans (Philippine flying lemur), 893 nucleotides. RefSeq names its product syntaxin 8 (gene STX8). Gene Ontology annotation, molecular function: SNARE binding; SNAP receptor activity. Lineage: Eukaryota; Metazoa; Chordata; Mammalia; Dermoptera; Cynocephalidae. The coding region runs from base 42 to 689 and encodes 215 amino acids. The record is from RefSeq and is a predicted model, not a curated record. Gene Ontology annotation, cellular component: membrane; SNARE complex; endomembrane system. Gene Ontology annotation, biological process: vesicle fusion; intracellular protein transport. The transcript is spliced from 8 exons.